Molecule: messenger RNA, 3389 nt
Organism: Gadus chalcogrammus (walleye pollock)
Lineage: Eukaryota; Metazoa; Chordata; Actinopteri; Gadiformes; Gadidae
Gene: asb7
Product: ankyrin repeat and SOCS box containing 7
Exons: 5
Coding region: 590-1546 (318 amino acids)
Biological process (GO): intracellular signal transduction
Molecular function (GO): protein binding
Source: RefSeq, a predicted model, not a curated record
CUUUGUUUUACAUUACCUGUAAAGCGCUGACAUUUUCCAUGAAAUAUAACCCACUGCUUAACAUACGAUCAACACAUCACAUCGUGGCUGUGUGUAGAAACUCAUGCACAUGGAACUCUUUUAAUGCAUAGUUGAGGCUAGCUAGUCCCUGCUAAAGUUAGCCUGGUAGCUAACAGCGUAGGGCUGCUGUAGCUAGCGUUGCUACCCUGGCUCAUACUCGGAGCUGGAGGAGUGAGAAGCAAACACUACCUUUUUAUUUCAGUUGUAUUACCUGAUGUUAGCAGGCGCUCCUUGCUGGAAGGUUAACGUUACUCUAUUGUUUGUGGUUUAUAUCCAGCUGCCUGCACUAAUGUGUCAUUUUUCCAGACUGCAUUAUAUGGCUUGAGAGUCCCAGUCAUAUAUCAAAAGUCAACGGUGUUCUGGAUUACUCUUGUAAAGGCGCCUGUGUGAACUCUUGCUGCAACUAAAUUAAUAUACCAGACCAGCAAGCCACUACUUUGGACCACUGACAGACUGUUUUAUCCCAGCUUGUGUCUGCUCGCUAUGAUGUCCUGUGCAGCAGAACAUUUCCUUUACGAAAUGUGACAGGAUGCUGAACCAUCAAUGCAUAAGGAACCCGGAGCUGCAUGAGGAGCUGCAGAUCCAGGCUGCGGUGGCGGCUGGGGAUGUGUGCACUGUCCGCAGAAUGCUGGAGCAAGGCUACUCCCCCAAAGUACGGGACGCCAACGGCUGGACGCUGCUCCAUUUCUCUGCCGCCAAGGGCAAGGAGAGAUGUGUACGGGUCUUCCUGGAGCACGGAGCGGACCCCACGGUGAAGGACUUCAUCGGCGGCUUCACGGCGCUCCACUACGCCGCCAUGCACGGACGCGCCCGCAUCGCCCGCCUCAUGCUGGAGUCGGAGUUCCGCGGCGACAUCAUCAACGCCAAGAGCAACGACGGCUGGACGCCGCUGCACGUGGCGGCGCACUACGGCCGCGACUCGUUCGUGCGCCUCCUGCUGGAGUUCCGGGCGGCGGUGGACCCGCUGAGUGACAAGGGCACCACGCCGCUGCAGCUCGCCAUCAUCCGGGAGCGCUCGAGCUGCGUGCGCAUCCUGCUGGACCACGGCGCCAACAUCGACAUUCAGAACGGCUUCCUGCUGCGCUACGCCGUCAUCAAGGGCAACCACGCGUACUGCCGCAUGUUCCUGCAGCGCGGCGCCGACACCAACCUGGGCCGGCUGGAGGACGGGCAGACGCCGCUGCACCUGUCGGCGCUGCGGGACGACGCGCAGUGCGCGCAGAUGCUGCACGCGUACGGCGCCGACACGAACACGCGCAACUACGAGGGGCAGACGCCGGUGGCGGUGUCGGUCAGCAUGUCGGGGGUCAGCCGGCCGUGUCUGGACUUCUUACAGGAGGUCACAAGACAACCUCGGACUUUGCAAGAUUUGUGUCGUGUAAAAAUACGUCAUUGUAUCGGGCUUCAGAGCCUGAAGUUCCUGGACGAGCUACCCAUCGCCAAGGUCAUGAAAGACUACCUGAAACACAAGUUUGACAAUGUGUGACCGCAGCCACCACAGCCAAGGGGAGUCCGCCUGUGGACUCUCUCUGUUCUCAUCAAGACUAUGCAAUCAAGGCGUGGGGGCGCACUGUACAUCCCUCAACAUUUAUAUUGCCCUCGUACCACGGAGAGUGUACAUUCGGUCCUUUGGUUCUCUGCAGUGACUUUUUUUAUUUAUAUGAAUUUAUUUUGAGGAGGUGCCGAAACAGCAGAGAUCCGGCUUAUCUCGGUACCUGGGUUAUUUCAGCUGAUGGAUGAAAUAACACAGCAGUUUAUUAAACACUCAAAUUCCCUAAUAAUGAUGCAGAUGAUUGUUGCCUCUCGAUGUUUUUGCUAAUUGGAACGAUUGCCAUGUGCAUAUAUGCCAGUACGAUUGGAUUUGAUUGGUGAUUGUUAAAUAGGAUUGCUCACCAAUAUGUUUGCUACGGGGAUCGAAAAGUGAGUGAAAUGUUAUUCUACUAAAUAUGGGUUGAUUUUCCUUGGACCGCAUAAAGCAUUAAUAGGUAAUGGUUUUGAGUAGACAAGUUACAGGACUUGUUGCUUGGACUGGCUUUACAUCUAGCACGCAAAAGCAGGAUUGGUCAUGCCAGAGCAUCAGGCGAAAAUUUUCUUGGCGUGCAAGAGAUUGGUGUGCAAUUGCCUUCAAAUACUGCCAUUUGAACAACUGUUGCAUCAGAGUGUGAUGAGUUAUUUCAUCCUGUUUCAUCUUAAGUUAUUUGGUUACAAAUGUAUUCACUGUGCUUUAGGUUUUUUCUGGAAAAAAUGUAUUAAUGUUUACACAAUCACCAGAAGUGAAAUGUAAAUAUGUAACAAUGUACAGCAGAUAUUUUUGUAGAUUUAUUUAAGCAAAAAUCUUCUGUACGUAUUCCUGUGUCUUUUGAAUAUGUUGGAAAGUAUCGUACUAUGUUUGGUGUGAUUCAUAUAAAUAUUUUGUUAUGUUCAAGUCGAAUAAUUUGUUCCCUUUUGUGAGAAUGACUUCACUAUGUUUAGGUCUGAAAGAUCUCAAGUGUCAUGGUAGGGGGUGGGGGGAUUUAUUUUCUGAACAAAAAAUGUCUCUGGAGAACUGUGAAUUUAUUAACACAUCCUUAAAGUUGGAAAGUGUUGGAUAUCAGGUUCAGCUACCAUCACUAUAACUCUAUCGGUGAGUGACGUUAUUUAAUACGUCCAUAUUUGUCGGUUGGAACAAAACAACGAUGAAGCUCUUAUAAAACACAUAGGAUUGCUGGGUGAUAUUUUUUCAUGACCAUAGUUUCACCACCCUUUACAUGCUUUUGGAUAUGUCAGAGUUUUUAUGCCACAUUUUGUAUUCCAGACUAUUUCUUACCGAGAGCUGUGAAUGACGGUCAUGAGUGAGUUUGGUGUGACCUACAUCGUCUGCCUUCUUCAUGCCUGGUUGCUCAAGAGUCUUCCCAGUCAGGGAACUGUUCUUACUUGUCUUACGAAGCUCUUCGGCGGCUGUGAGUCUUCCACCCCAACUACUGAAUGUAUAUAAUAUGCAGGUUUUAAACUAGAACUCAAGAUGUGUCAAUAAAUCUAAAAUAACUUGUGAUUUGAUUUUUUUCAUUGGUUUCUGUGAAUGAGUCAAAUGAGAGUAUGAGAACUUUGUAUGUAAAGUAAUCCCUUUGUUCAAAUUUAUUUGGAAUUAAGUUGUUUGGGUAAAGCUGUGAUAAUCUAGCUUUGAAUAAACGGUGCAGGAAUUGUUUUGGGGAAAAAUGGCAUCUUCUAUAAAUGUUUUUUCAGGCAUGGAUAGUAUUUUAGGCCUUGUAAUUUGAAAUCACUAUUCUUAUUUGUGUAUUUCAUUUGCAUAUUAUCUUUUUCUUUAUAUUUUGUUUUUCUUUAGUAUAGAA